CUGCCCGCUGUCAGUGCGGCUCAUUGUAAGCCGGAGUUCGAGCCAGUGAUAGAGCUCAGUGAUGGCCCGCAGCCGGCCCGCAUCGACAGCCCAUCCCCAGCCACCUGCCGGGCUGCCCACACCUGCCCUCCGUCACACGGGACUAUGAGCUAAUACCGCAUCCAGCCAGCAGCAGCCAUGCCCGGGAUGGGGGUAGCGGGAGAGAGACGGGGGGGAGCUGCCUGUCUACUCACUCUUGUGCUCAUUCAGCUUAGUGUCCAUCUUGGCUUCGUAGAGGCUGAGUCGGUGCAACUGUCUGAGAAAACAACAAUAAUACUUCCAUCUGGGAAAUACCACCACACCGACCCCGAAUCCAAUGCAAGCUUAAUAUGUGACAAGUGUCCGGCCGGUACCUAUGUGUCCAGACACUGUACAAAGUCUACACUUCGAGAGUGCAGCCCUUGCACCAAUGGCACCUUCACAAAACACGAGAACGGGGUUGAGAGGUGCCAUGCCUGCAGACCGCCUUGUGAAAAGCCGUUGGUUGAGAAAAUGCCUUGUACUGCCUUGUUUGACCGCGAGUGCUCUUGUCCAACAGGUGCAUUUCUGUUCAAUGACACCUGUACACCACACACCGUUUGCCCAAUUGGAUGGGGUGUCAGGAAAAAAGGAAGCGAUACAGAAAAUGUCAAGUGUAAGAUAUGCUCUGGCAGGACCUUUUCGGAUGUGCCUUCUAGCGUCAUGAAAUGCAAGACGCACACAAACUGCUUAGAACUUGGUCUGGGGGUCCUAAGCCCUGGUACGAAUAAACGUGACAAUAUUUGUGGACCGCUUUCUUCUUCACCUCCACCGGUUCUAAAUUCUACACGUGCUGAAAAUGAGCCUCCCGACGUUUACAUUGAAUCUGGAACGAAUGACACAAAAUACUUGAAUAAGACAGACAAUUGGGACACGUCACGCCAACAGACUGACCAUACCAAGCGACCUCAGUUGACCGACGUGGUCCAGCACCCAGGAAUAGUGAAGAUUGCCGGUCAGAGUGCGAAGAACACUGAAUUUAAGACCACUAAAAGGGGACCUCCCCGGCAGAACUCCAAUCGUUUUGACAUAAAUGAGCACCUUCCUUGGAUGAUCGUUUUAUUCCUGCUUCUUGUACUAGUAAUCAUUGUGGUGUGUAGUGUCCGGAAAAGCUCCCGAACUUUAAAAAAAGGACCAAAGCAGGAUCCAAGUUCCAUUGUUGAGAAAGCGGGUUUUAAAAAGUCCAAUGCGUUGGCUCAUAACCGGGAGAAAUGGAUCUACUACUGCAAUGGGCAUGGUAUUGACAUAUUGAAGCUUGUGGCAGCUCAGGUCGGGAGCCAAUGGCAAGAUAUUUACCAGUUUCUUUGCAAUGCAAACGAGCAGGAGGUGGCGGCGUUCUCCAACGGUUACACGGCAGACCACGAGCGAGCCUAUGCAGCCUUACAGCACUGGACUAUCCGAGGGCCGGAAGCCACUCUUGCAAAACUCAUAAGCGCUUUACGCCAACACAGGCGCAAUGAUGUUGUGGAGAAGAUCAGAGGCCUAAUGGAGGAUACGGUACAGAUUGAAAAUAACAAGCUUACCCUUCCUGUGAAUGUUAACCAGCAGGUGCCAAUUCAGGAGACUGGAAUUAAAUCUCCUGACCCCACUGUCCUCACCGUGGAGCCGUCUCCCCUAGACAAAACCAAAGGGUUCUUUGCCGACGAGUCUGAGCCCCUUCUCCGUUGUGACUCUACUUCAAGUGGGUCUUCUGCACUCAGCAGGACUGGUUCAUUCAUAACCAAAGAAAAAAAGGACACAGUUUUGCGUCAAGUUCGUUUGGACCCCUGUGACCUUCAGCCUAUUUUCGAUGACAUGCUUCCUAUCCUGAGCCCUGAAGAACUUCAUGUCAUUGACAAAAUCCCACAGGAAGAAGACAAGCUUGACCGUCUUUUUGAGAUUGCUGGAGUAAAGAGCCAGGAGGCCAGCCAAAAACUCCUCGAUUCUGUCUACAGCCAUCUCCCUGAUCUGCUGUAGCAUUAACAAAGUAAUUAAAUACUGGAAUACACAUACAGCACUUCUUGCUUGCCUGUCACUGGUAGGGCAAGCGGGUCCACUACUGCUUCAGGCCAGUCAAUGUUGUUGCAGGAGGAGAAACUAUGGCGUUCUGAUUAUCCUUUUAACCUAUUUUGGCCAUUUUUAAAUGGAAACCUUGGUCAGGAUGAUUGAUGUGUUACAUGUUCUUACUUAUUGCAAGCAGGGAAUUCAUCUUUGCAGUUAUGGGUCGAUAGUGAUUUAUUUGUUACAGCAUUCUAAGAGAAUAUUAGCUUUUUAUUUUUCAGGCUUGGUUUAACUGAGCAAUCAACUUUUGAUAUAUCAUGGUAUAUAUUAGCAUAUGCUACUUUGCAGUGUUGUGAUAGCCGUAUCCAUUAAGUCUUAAAUAUAUUAUGGUUAAUGUUUUUGGUUAAUUGCCACCCUUCCAUUGGGGGCGAC
This is a messenger RNA of Pelobates fuscus (common spadefoot toad), 2469 nucleotides long. It is a transcript of the gene TNFRSF21, whose product is annotated as TNF receptor superfamily member 21. Gene Ontology annotation, biological process: neuron apoptotic process; negative regulation of B cell proliferation; humoral immune response. The record is from RefSeq and is a predicted model, not a curated record. The coding region runs from base 178 to 2013 and encodes 611 amino acids. Lineage: Eukaryota; Metazoa; Chordata; Amphibia; Anura; Pelobatidae. The transcript is spliced from 6 exons. Gene Ontology annotation, cellular component: plasma membrane. Gene Ontology annotation, molecular function: protein binding.